AUGCAACUGCCAAGACAAAGUGCCAAAAAAGCGAGGCGAGCGGAACGACAAGAGCAAAAUUCCUGUUCGCCCCCUUCUUGCAGCAGCAACGAACACAGUCUGCUGAAGCGACUUGCCACGAGUUUCCUGGUGUCUUUGCCGCUACUGCUGGCCCCCAUGACUGUACCGCUAAGCCAUGCUUCCAAUUAUGACGUGUUGUUUUCAACAGUGCAAGACCAAAACACUGGAUUCGCAGCCUCGUUGCCCUCCAAGAGGGCCUUGCAGCAGCUACGAAACGAACAAGAUUUGCAGAAUGCGCGUCUCUUGCAGUGUGAAGACAGUGGACCCGACCAGUUCGAACAGUGUUUCUUUUAUGGUACUACCGGUAUUUCUCAAGCCAUCAAUAUUGGAACCAGUCGAAAUCAGGAACCACCAGUAGUUGUGCCAUCCACAAGAGCUCCACUACGGGGAAUCAUGCCACCGGCGGCAUCCAAUUCCAAGAUCACCAAAGGGGGUAUCCCAACGUGGUGA
This is a messenger RNA of Seminavis robusta, 510 nucleotides long. The record is from the annotation of a GenBank genome assembly. Lineage: Eukaryota; Bacillariophyta; Bacillariophyceae; Naviculales; Naviculaceae.